Penicillium angulare is the source of this 2124-nucleotide messenger RNA. RefSeq names its product putative AMP-binding enzyme. Gene Ontology annotation, molecular function: long-chain fatty acid-CoA ligase activity. Gene Ontology annotation, biological process: long-chain fatty acid metabolic process. The record is from RefSeq and is a predicted model, not a curated record. The coding region runs from base 1 to 2124 and encodes 707 amino acids. Lineage: Eukaryota; Fungi; Ascomycota; Eurotiomycetes; Eurotiales; Aspergillaceae. The transcript has 4 exons. Gene Ontology annotation, cellular component: membrane; endoplasmic reticulum.
AUGUUUUCCUCGCAACCCGCACAUCUGGCUAAGGCCGAUGACCUCAAAAAGGCACCUCCUAAGGGGCAGGCCUGGUCUGUACCUAUCCCCGGAACCGAACAACCUGGACGUAGCCGGGUGUACCGGGCAUGGAACGCACAGAAGCAGAUGAUCACAACACUGGACCCUCAGGUCCAAACCGCCCAUGACAUCUUCGAGUCUACCGCCAACCGUAUCCCUAAAAACCACUUCCUCGGCUGGCGUCCAUACAACACCACCACCAAGACAUAUGAGCAAUACCAAUGGAUGACAUAUGAGACCGUGCAGAAACGCCGUGCGGCAUUUGGUGCUGGUCUGGUGGAGCUACACCAGAAGCACGACUGCCAUCGACCUGGCCAGUACGGUAUCGGUAUCUGGUCUCAGAACCGACCGGAGUGGCAAAUCACUGAUCUCGCCUGCCACUCUCAGGGUCUUUACUCUGUUUCCAUUUACGAUGUUCUGGCCGCAGAUGCUACCGAAUAUAUUAUCAACCAUGCCGAGCUGAACUGCGUUGUCACCACCCUCCCACACAUCACCGCCCUCAUCAAGCUCAAGUCUUCCCUGCCUAAUCUCAAGAUGAUUGUCAGCGUGGACCCGCUGGACGCAGGCGAGGAGACUGGUAAUACGAAACGUGCCCUGUUGGAGUCUAUGGCCGCUGGUUUGGAUCUUGCUAUUUACACCAUCGAUGAGGUCGAGGCUCUGGGAAUAGCCUCCAAGCGUGGAAUUAACCCUCCUUCCCCUUCGGACAUCAUUACCAUCAACUACACAUCCGGUACGACAGGUCAUCCCAAGGGUGUUGUUCUGACCCACGCAAAUGCCGUGGCUGCCACCUCAGUGGGUCUCAUCACAAUUGGACAGUCCAAGGGUGAUACUAUGAUCUCUUAUCUUCCGCUGGCGCACAUUUUUGGCCGUCUAUCAGAGCAAUGUGGUAUCUGGGGUGGUGCGCGAAUUGGUUAUUUCCAUGGCAACAUUUUGGAAUUGGUCGAUGACAUGAAAUUGCUACGACCUACUGGUUUCCAGUCCGUUCCACGUCUUUAUACUCGUUUUGGUGCUGCAGUACGAGCAGCUACAGUCGAGGCACCGGGCUUCAAGGGCGCUUUGUCCCGGCACAUUGUCGCCGCUAAGAUGGCCAACCUUAAGAACCCCGAUCCUUCCAAGGCUACCCUUAGCCACGCGCUAUAUGACCGAAUUUGGGCCAAGAAGGUGGCAGCGGCUCUUGGAUUGGAUCGCGCAAAUUAUUUGGUCUCAGGCUCCGCGCCUUUAGAUCCCAAUCUGCACGACUUCUUGCGUGUUUCCACCGGCACCGUUAUUCAGCAGGGUUACGGUCUGACGGAGUCCUAUGCUUGUGGUGUUGCCCAGUCUCUUUAUGAUCUGAGCUCCGGUAACUGCGGUCAGCUUGCUCCUUCUAUUGAGAUUUGCCUCGAAACCAUUCCGGAUAUGGAGUACACUGUGGACGACAAGCCAAACCCUCGCGGAGAGAUUCUUCUCCGCGGCCCUACCAUGUUCAGGGAGUACUACAAGAACGCCGAGGAGACAGCCAAGGCGGUUACCGAGGAUGGCUGGUUCCGCACUGGCGACGUCGGGUCAUUCGAUUCCAUGGGUCGUUUGACCGUUAUCGACCGUCGCAAGAACGUGCUUAAGCUAGCCCAGGGUGAAUAUAUCUCCCCUGAGCGUCUGGAGGGUCUCAUCCUCUCAGAGCUCGGCUAUCUCGGCCAGGGUUACAUUCACGGCGAUAGCUUGCAGACUUUCCUGGUUGCUAUCUUCGGUGUCUCGCCUGACUUGUACGCUCCAUUUGCUAGCAAGGUUCUCGGUCGCGAAAUUAGCGCCACAGAUUUACCGGCGAUCAAGGCUACUUUAUCAGAGGACAAGAUUCGCCGUGCAGUUCUCCGAGAUCUCGAGCGCGUGGCCAAGAAACAUAAGCUGGCAGGCUAUGAGCGUGUUAAGAACGUCUCACUACAACUUGAGCCUUUCACCGUAGAGAAUAACCUGCUUACCCCAACACUCAAACUGAAGCGUCCUCCCACUGUCAAGGCGUUCCGCACACUGCUGGAUCAAUUAUAUGCCCAGGCUAUCGAGGAGCAGUCUGCUCCCCGUGCUAAGCUGUAA